AUGAAAAGUCAGGCAUUGAAGAAAAUGCUAAAUGCAGUAAGUGCAGUGCUUGUUUUCUUUAUUGCAAGUUGCACAGGAAGUUGGAAUAUUUUUGAUGAAAACGCAUACGGUAUUGUAGACCCUUAUGCUGAGGAGAAUUCUCUGGAAAAUGUUAUAACAGACCAGUAUAUUCAACCCAGAGAGUAUGCAAUUGGUGAUAACAUAUAUGAAAAUAUCUAUAACCCAGCACAGAGUAUGCCGGGUACUUCAAGAGAAGAAAAUAUAACGGACAGCACAGAACUCUCUUUUUUUGAUUUGUCUGCACCCUGUAACUCAGCCCAGGAUGAGUAUAGAUUUUUUAGAGAGCAACAGAGAACAGAAGAACAGUGCACCUCUCAGCAGUAUAUAGAACCACAGUCUAAUAUAGAUGAGAAUGUUUUUGAUAAAGGAGGAAGUAUGGUUGAAAUGUCUGAUCAUAGAGAUGGAACAGUUGAUGGAAUAGAUGACUAUUCUGAAUGGUUUGUGCCAAAUAAGAAUGGUGGCUAUAUACACGAUCCUAUAGAAUUAACAGAUACUCAGGGUAAUGUGCACUCUUCAUCUCCACAUAUCAUAGAAGAGAACAAUGAAGAUGGUGCAUCUUCUACUUCUACUAGAAAAAAUAAUAGAGGUAAAACAGUUAGAGCAAAAAAAAGAACAGUUGAAAAAAGAAAAGUAUCCAAUAUAGAUGGGCCUAGUUCUCAACCAGUGGCUAAAAGAAAAAAGAAAGAGUCAAUUAAAAAGAAUAAAUCACAAGCGGCUAUAAACACAGAAAAAGAAAGCAAUCGAAUGGCAACUUUCAACAUUGGGUUAUGGAACAAUGUGAGACUGACUAAUGCACAAAGAGCAAAUUGUAAAAUAUAUCAUCAUACGAUAUAUAAGUAUUAUAAGUAUCUAGAGUUUUAUAAGUAUCUGAACUAUGAAAUAGAAUCAGAUCUCUACCAGGAAAAGAUGAAAAAAGAAAUAAAAAGUUUUUCUGCAGGCAUUGCUUCGCUGAUAAAGCAGAAUGCGCUGUGGUACUUCAUUGCGUGCAGAACUACAAACGUAAACACAAAGCACAAAGAUCUGCUGUGGCUGAGGAAUCUCUUUGCAGAUAAAGAAGAGAGCGAACACAAAACAAUGUUGAUGAAUCUUGAAGGAUUCUAUCCUGAAGUGGCUGCUGAGAUGCUAGCGUACAUGGAAAGGCAUAAGCCACUGAGAGUUAUCAAAAAAUAUCCACCGAUCAAGUGGAAUGAAACAUUGGGAGAUGUUUAUAUGCGAAAAAGUCUUGAUUUAAAUUAUGAGAUGAUGAAAUAUCAGGAUAGGAUCUGCAAAAUGCACGAAAAGUAUUCUGCCCUCGCUUAUGCUCUGCGCAUGGUUCUAGCACUGCCUGAAGUGUACCAAGACUUUUCUAAGAUUAGUGCAAAGUUUAUAAAAGCCACACUGAUCUCUGAUAAUAUAUGCAAAAAUAAGCAAACACAUCAGGUUUUAUUAUCUAUACAUGCAUUAGUAAAAGCAGAAAACAAUGACAAAAAAAUAGAAAAUGAAAAUGAGUAUGAAAGUAUUCACAGUGCUCUUGAGAGUAUAUAUGAAAAAAAAUACAAAAAGAGCCAAAAGUCUCCGAGCUGUACAAGGAUAUAUACAUGA
Messenger RNA from Nematocida minor, 1641 nucleotides. RefSeq lists its product as uncharacterized. NCBI's taxonomy places the organism in Eukaryota, Fungi, Microsporidia. The record is from RefSeq and is a predicted model, not a curated record. The transcript has a single exon. Bases 1 to 1641 code for a protein of 546 amino acids.